This is a messenger RNA of Somion occarium, 2467 nucleotides long. The record is from the annotation of a GenBank genome assembly. Lineage: Eukaryota; Fungi; Basidiomycota; Agaricomycetes; Polyporales; Cerrenaceae.
AGACGCGCGUUGUGCGGGGUUGAGCGCUGGCUGUGCAACUUUCUAAUACUUACCUCUGCUGUCGUUGAUCAGGACUGUGGCGUUACUUGUCCUCUUCAACUGAUGCUUUUAUGGGACACAUGCGUCGAAGAUUCAAAGCCCGUAGCUCAAGAAAGGGAACUUUCAACCCAGAUGAUGCAACUCGUGUAAAACACACUCGUGUCGGUGUAUGGGACCUCUACCAAGAAAUUACUCCAGAGCUCGAGAAGAUACCUGGGUCUUCGAAGUAUGAACGAUAUCUGGAGCUGAGACGAGAUCUACCGUUCGUGUGGUUAAUGCUUAAGGAUAUCAGCAGCAUGCGGAGCUGUUGGCUUCUUCUCUGUUGUUAUAUCUGUGUAGAGCUUGCUCUGUCGCUGAUACCCGCAGCAAACUUAUGGUUCAAAGGACAACUAUUGACGAUUGUUCAAAAGGCUGUCGAAUCACGCACUGUAGACCGGAAUCUACUAAUGGAGGUCACUUUUGGCGCUAUUGUUUGCAAACUUAUCACUAGGCUACUUCAAUGGAUAAAGGGUCGGUUGUUUUGGCCAUUGAGCUCGCGGUUGAAACAGCACUUCGCUGUCCACCUCUUCCAUGCGAGAGCGCGUCUCGAUGUACCAACAUUUGAAAACGAGUCUGUUCAAGCACAACUUGAAUCUGCUUCCAGUAGCGUCGGUGGACACAGCGUUGCCUGGACGACACUUACGAUGGUCACCGGUAUCGCUUCGACAGCAAUACAGCUUAUUUCGCAGUCGUCGGUGUUGUGGCAUACGUUGAGCAAUCAGAUGGAUGGUCGGAUGCUUGCAAUGGUUGCCCUCAUCCAAUCAAUCAGUGAAGUGAUUCGAUGGCAGAGUCAACAACCACUUAGGGAUGGAGUAUGGGCUGCGACAACCAAGAAUCAGGCCUACAUCAAACUUCAAGGCUUGAAACGAAUAGUCACAUUCGCUGAGCACCGCAAGGAGUUCGUCGCCGGUAAUCUCACAGGCUACGCCAUCUCUUUAUUCAAACAACUGACCGCGACGGUGGGCUCGGAUGCUGGUGAAUUCUGGGAGCUUCAAAAUCGCAUGGCCCGUCAUGAGCGCUCUAUCACUCCAACAUGGAUUUUUCAAGCGGCGAUGGCAGAAAUGCCACAGAUCGUAUUUGCUCUCCGCGCAGUGCAAUAUCCAGCGUCGAUACCUGUCUCGCUUACCACUCUACAUCUUGUCACUCAAACGGUGUCAACGUUCACGUUUUCUUUCUGGCGACUCAUUGAGCAAACAGGGUCAAUUGCGGACCAGAUGGCUACGGUUCGUAAACUAUAUGAUGUUCUUAAAGUCCCCAACCAAGUCGUGGACGGUACCGUGCCCUUCCCAGAAGAUGAACAGAAGCUCAAAACUGGCGUCUCGUUAGAGUUCAGAAAUGUUUCAUUCCAGUAUCCAGGUUCUCUGGAAUAUGCCUUGCACGAUGUUUCGUUCAAAUUAGAGCAAGGUCAGCUUUGUGUGAUCGUUGGAUCCAACGGCUCCGGAAAGAGUACUAUACUCAAGCUGAUUGUCCGACUGUACGACUCGUUGGAAGGCGAGAUUUUGAUAGACGGCAAAGACAUUCGAACGUUGAAACUUGCCGACCUGCGUCAAGCAAUUUCAGUCCUCUUCCAAGACUACACACAUUUCCCGCUUUCGGUCCGUGAUAACAUCGCAUUUGGUGACCCGGCACACGCUGAAGACGAAGAACGUAUUCGAUUGGCUGCCAGGUUAGGUGGUUCCGAAGAAUUUAUCAACAAACUUCCAGACGGUUUCAACACGUACUUGGAUCGUCCGGUAAAGGAUUACUAUGGUGGUCUACCCGAAGGAACAAAAACGUUAUUCGGAAGACCUGUUGAUUAUUCCACAGUGCGUGGGGCUGGCGAGAUGUUGUCGAACAAGUCGAUAGGAUUGAGUGGAGGUCAGAUGCAGAGACUAGCUGUGUCACGGACAUUCAUGCGCUCAGUCGUUUCGGACGAUUCAAAGGUCGGCCUGCUACUCUUUGAUGAGCCGAGUGCAUCAUUGGAUCCCACAGCGGAGCAUGAUCUCUUUGCACGUUUACGCGACCUGCGUGGAAACAAGACGAUGCUAUUUUCUUCUCAUCGAUUCGGGAACCUGACUCGACAUGCCGAUCUCAUAUUGUAUAUGAAUGACUCACGAAUCAUAGAGACGGGUACUCAUGACGAACUGUUGAAACGGCAGGGCGAGUAUGCGCGUAUCUGGAUGUUACAGGCACAGGCAUUCCUUUGAGCUAAUCACAUUUAUUGUACCAUAUAGUAUGCACUGAUGAUGUACGAUAGAUAUAUGUAUGUCAGGACGUUGAUCUUUGUGGAGAUUCAUACGAAGAUACAUCAAUUUCCUGGUGGGAUUUGACAGAGUCAGACGACCUUCGAGUCUCAACCAACGACGAUACAAAGCUUUGUGAUAUUAUUCUCACCGUUAGUGAUAACUAG